Phytophthora sojae is the source of this 369-nucleotide messenger RNA. RefSeq lists its product as hypothetical. The record is from RefSeq and is a predicted model, not a curated record. The transcript has a single exon. NCBI's taxonomy places the organism in Eukaryota, Oomycota, Peronosporomycetes, Peronosporales, Peronosporaceae. The annotation marks the transcript as partial.
AAGAAGGGGCUGCGCGUAGAGGAUAAAUACAUCCAACUCCAAGCUCGCAACAUCAGUCGCACCUUGUGUGAUGAAUUGGCCGCCGGCAACCAGUACCAAGAUUUCAAAGCAUCAUCCGGCUGGCUAGAAAACUUUAAAAAUCGGUACAUCCUCGUAUCGAGACGACAAACGACCACGCGAACGCUGCCUGACGAUGCAAAGGCUCAGUGCCUUGAAUUCAUUCAGAAAGCACAAGAACUGAUCCAAGAACACAAAAUCGAGCCCAGCAACAUCAUAAACAUGGAUCAAGUGCCCAGAUAUUUCUCUGAAGAAUGCAAACGCCCUGACCCCAAGCAUCAGCCAACUGACACAAAUCAUUUUACAAAAUAA